Molecule: messenger RNA, 453 nt
Organism: Hydractinia symbiolongicarpus
Lineage: Eukaryota; Metazoa; Cnidaria; Hydrozoa; Anthoathecata; Hydractiniidae
Exons: 1
Coding region: 1-453 (150 amino acids)
Biological process (GO): DNA integration
Molecular function (GO): nucleic acid binding
Source: RefSeq, a predicted model, not a curated record
AUGGUUGCGACACAUUCGAGGUCCUACAAAGAUUUUACCAUUACAAAAUCCAACGAAAUGCAUCAAUUCGAUCUACUGUACAUGCCUCACGAUCGUUUUUAUGGCAUAACGUACAAGUACAUUCUGACAGGCGUUGACGUGGCCUCACGUUACAAAGUAGCGAGGCCUCUAAGAACAAAAAAAGCAUGCGAAGUCGCCGACAUGAUCAAAGAUAUUUACAAAGCCGGACCUUUACACUACCCCAAAACUUUCCAAUGUGACAAUGGUUCCGCGUUCAAAUCGAAUAUGACGAAGCUCCUAGAAGGCAAAGGUGUUGAAAUUAGGCGGGCCACCGCGAAAUAUCACCAUAUGUUCACGGCCUUCGUGGAAAGCUACAACAAGGUACUUGCCGAGAGGCUUUUCAAGCCUCAAGAUGCGCAGGAGUUGGUCUCUGGUGAGACUAGUAGCAUUUGA